GGAUAAAUUAAAUACCUACUCAAAUGAAGUCGAGCAGUAUUAUUUCUGAGCAUUCUUUGGCAAUGAAAAGCUUUGAGAUUUCCCAUGAAAAUUAUCAGGAAUUGAACAAGGAGACUCAUCCAGAGGACAUCGAGUUGACCAGGGCUGUGUUCACAGUCUUCAAAAUUGCAAUUCCAAGCAGCCUGACUCUCUACGUGGAGUACAUGUGCCUUUUCUUAAAUGUAUUGUUCGUUGGAUUUGUUGAUGACCCUAUCCUUCUGGGUGGCCUCGGCCUAGGACUUUUUCUAAUAACCCAUUUAAUGUUGUCGUGGGGAGUUGGGCUCUGUGGAGGACUUGACACACUUGUGUCACAAGCUUUUGGAAGAAACGAGCUGAGGUUAUGUGGUACAUAUCUCAAUACUUCAAGGAUAAUUCUGUGUGUCCUCUUUGUUCCUCAGUUCUUGAUCUUGUUUAACAGCAAGUACUUCCUUGUGGCUAUUGGACAACCUGAAGAAACAGCAGAGAUUGCACAGACUUAUGCAAGAAUCUCGUUAAUAGGUGAAUUCUUUCAUAUGCAGUUUGAAGCAACAAGGAGGUUUCUGAUGAAUCAAGGAAUCUUUACACCUGUGCUGUACUGACUUGCGAUCUCAACAUUCACCCAUGUGGUUGGUCUAUGCCUUGCAAUAUUUUACUUCGAGUCUGGAGUUGAAGGAGUAGCCACAGUGACUUUAAUCUCAGCUACCUUAAGUUUUGUACUAGUUCAGGUUUAUGUCAAUUUUAAAAGUGAAGCUGUUUUGUCUGAUAAAUGGUUUUUUCAAGAUAUUGAGGCUGUCAGAAUGAUUCCUGAAUAUCUCAAGUAUGGACUUUCAACCACAAUGAUGACUUGAGUUGAGUGGUUAGGGUAUGACAUUCUCAAUAUAUUUGCAGGCUGGCUCGGACCAAAGAAACAGACUGCAUGUGUCGUAAUGCUACAGGUCUGGUAUAUUAUUACUUGUAAUUCUUUUGGCAUCACAUAUUCUUGCACAGGCUUGAUUGGAUCAGCCUUAGGUGAGAACAAGCCUAAGACAGCAAGAAAAUACUCUUAUGCUGCUUUGAUAGUUGGAUAUUCUGAGAAUAUAGUGCUUCUAGCAUUAUACAUUAUUUUUAGGAGUCAUAUCAUUUCACAGUUCACGACUGACGAGGAAAUCAAUUAUUUGAUCAAUGACUCAUUUGUUCUCUACAUUAUUAUGGUGUUUAAUGACUUAUCCGCUCAAGUUUGUGGAGGUAUUGUCAGAGCAAUAGGGGCUCAGAACAAAGGAGCCAUUAUCCAGAUAACAUCCCUGUGGGUAAUUACAAUUCCAUCUGCAUUUCUUCUGGCAAUUUACUUUGAAUAUGGAUUCAAAGGCUUAUGGUACAUUACUCCUUUCGGAGUAUUUUGAAUCCAUGCUGGCUAUGUAACUUUAGUAUUGCUAACACCAUGGAAGAAAGUUGCAGAAGAGGCUUCAAUAAAGCUAUCAGAGCUUAAUUAAAUUAAAAAUAUCUUCAAUCC
Moneuplotes crassus is the source of this 1507-nucleotide messenger RNA. The record is from the annotation of a GenBank genome assembly. NCBI's taxonomy places the organism in Eukaryota, Ciliophora, Spirotrichea, Euplotida, Euplotidae.